UCGAAGCCGCCGCUGCCCGCGGCCGGGCGCGUCCCAGCGCGGGGAAGGAGACGUAGCCGCGGCGGGGAUCCCGAGCCCGGGCCCGCACUAGCCUCGCCGGCUCGGGCGAGCCCGGCUGCUGCCCCCAUGGGGCCGAGCCCGGGGCUCCUGCUCAUCGGCGGCUCCUUCGCGGCGUUCCGGCUGCUGAACCGCGGGCUGGAGCGGCUGGUGCCCCCGCCCCGCCCCGCGCUCCGCAACCGCUGGAAGUGGCGAAACAUCUGGACCUCGUUCGCGCACAGCCUGCUGAGCGGCGCCGGGGCGCUGCUGGGGUUCUAUCUCCACCCCCAGAUGGCGGAGGACCUGAUCGGAACUCACUCCCCGGCCGCGCACUGCGUGGUCUCGGUGUCCAUAGGAUAUUUUCUCCAAGAUUUUGUGGAUAUGUUGUGUAAUCAGAAGCUUCACCAGUCCUGGGAGCUGCUUUUCCAUCACUCGGUGGUGAUUAUCUGCUUUAGCGUGGCAGUGGUGGUUCAUCAGUAUAUUGGAUUCGCUCUUGUGGCUUUGCUUGUAGAGAUUAACUCCAUCUUCCUGCAUCUGCGACAGAUCCUUCUAAUGGCCAACCUGCUGCACACCACCUGUUACCGCCUCAACAGUAUCAUAAAUCUGGGCACCUACGUAGUGUUUCGCAUCACCACGCUGGCCUGGAUGACACGCUGGCUGGUCCUAAACCGUGAAAACAUACCACUGGCAACAUAUACUGUGGGCACAGUGGGCAUGGCCAUCAUGACACCCAUGAACAUCAUCCUCUUCUACCGCUUAUUGCGCAGUGACUUCCUUAAGUCCAGCCGGGAGGCAUGGCGGGAGAAGGAGAAAUAGUCCUGUCCCCAACCCCCAGCAGGCUGUCCAGGAAAUCAGCAGCCCAGGGGACAGAGAGGAGGGACUGCAACCAGCAGAGAGUAAGCACUGAUGCGGACAGGAGCGUGUCACUAUCUUGUUUGAAGGAAUGGAGGACAAUUACAGUCCUUUCUAGAUGAGAUUCUUGGGCUUUCCUGGGGUUGCAGUUACUUUAGAACACCACCUGACAGUUGUGGGGAGAUCGAGUGGACACUGCAGGGAAGGAAGGCCUUUCCAGGCCAGAAUUCAGGGCUUUGUUUUCCCCCUGCACCCUCUGAUGGGAUGAUUGGUUGACAGGUGGCUGCUUGGGGGAGCUCUGAAGAGGAUCCUGCAGCAGCAUGGGGCAGUGGCCUAGAUGAGAAGAGAGAGGAGGGGGUUGUCCUUCCUAUAGUAGUGAUGUGUGAACUUUCAAAAAGCUAUGAGGAUUUUCUAGCUCCUUGUCUCUGCGCACUGGGUUGGAAAUCCUAUGGGCUCUCUAGGUACCUGCAUGGUCUAUGUCACCAUAAUUCAUAAGAGUUAAAAGUAUCAGAACAAUUUCUCCCAAGCCCCACACUGUUUGUGAAAUCUCAGAGGGAGGGCUAAGCUGAACGGCUACAGUUUGCAUUUGGCUCUUAACCUGUGAGGCCUGUGGUCUCAUCUCUUGCAGGCCUGAGGGGCACCUUCCAAUUCCUGCCCUUGUGAUAGUUCUCUUCUGCACUUAUGAGCCUCUUAGGGGCUGACACGUUAAUUGUCCCAGAGGAACAUAGCUGUGAUGGGAGGUCAUGGUAAUGGAGUGAGAUGAACUCUUGGGUAGGUUCAGUCAAUCCAUUGGGGGGGGGGGGUUGAAUAUCAGGACAGAAAGCUUUAAUUGGAUGCUUUUUGGAAGAGAGCUAGUGCAGAGCAAAGGGGUGAGGUUGAGGGAGCUCUUUCAGAAUUUUCAGUUUCGUUCCUAGAUGUAAUAAGUUGCAGUAAUUAAGUCUUGAAUCACUGUGUCUAAGAGGAUGGUGUGGAAUCUUCUGAACAGCUGCAGAGAGGAAGUGGAUGUCUUGCAGAUGUGGCUCUUGGGCAUCUAAAAGGAGUAAAGAGUCCAGCAGGCUCUGGAGGUUGUGAACCCAAUUAACAAUCUGUGGACAGACUUCUGUGCCAUUCUGUGCUCCUGUCUUGGAGCAGCCUUUGCCAUGAGGACAAACAGGAGGAAAGUGGGCAAAAGAAGUGACUUGGACUUCUUGAACCUCAGAGAAAAGUUGGUGUGUGGGUGGGGGUGGUGGUGGUAUGAAGUUGUCAUGGACUCCUCCCAGCCCUAGCAUCCUGCCCCAUGUGCUCCUGCCACCCUUGCUUUGAGUGACUUUGAGUUGUGGGGGAGGGGAGGGAGGUGGAGUCUGGCAGGACUUUAAAGUUUUUCCUGUUUAAGUUUUUAAACCCUUUUUACAUCCAUCCUUGUUCAUCAGACUCUCAGGUGACACAGCAGCCCUCUGGUCAGCCUCCCAGAUCCUGGUAAAAUCUUUACAGGGCUAGAUGUCCCCUGGGGCAGAACUCCACUCCCCCUGGGUCCCAUGUGUGGCAGUGGUUUUUGAUCUCAGUGUAGUUUUCUGACCAAACCCCUUCUCUAGAUGAGCCCUCUGUAUAGAAGGGAGAGCCCAGACUCACGUGUACCAGCUCUGAGAAAUCUGUUAGGUCCAGCAGCAGUCCUGAAUUGAAGGGCUCACAACCAUUCUCCUUUCACUUGAAAUCCCUUGUUUGGUUUUGACAGUGCAGGGGGACAGUCUGAAACAACUGGCUAUGAAAUGCUGAGACUGAGACCCCCGUCUUCUAGGAAGGUGUGUGGAAUUUCAGCAAGUUAAAAGGCAGAAAAAUCUGAGGAAUCCAGGUAUGUUCCCCUCCAUGGUGGGGAGAAAACAAACUCUGUGUGGGGGCAGCCAUCAGUUGGGAACUAAGUGUGGCCAGACCUGCAUUGGUUUCCAUUUGUUCUGCAGGCUGGGAAGUGCAGCAAAGCCUGCAGGUGCAGGCAAGAAUCUCGAGUUUAGGGUUUUGGUUUGUCACCAGUAGGAAAACUGCUCAGCAGAUAAUCUUACCCCACUGGGCAUGUGAGCCUGUGACUCUUGGUGUCCCCAUAGAAGUCAUGAUGUGAUGAAGUGCCACCACCUAUGUUAUGUCUAGUUCCCACUUACAGCACCCAUGGCGGAGAUGGCAGCCAGCCCUUUCUCCUUGGAUUCGCCCUGUCUGUGUCCAGUUCUGUGUAGCAAGUGAACUCUGCUCUAGCUGCUGAAUGAUUUAUUUGAAUUACCAUAGGACCUAGGAGCCCCAGUUGUGGAGCAAGACCCCACCGCGCCUGGUGCUGUACAAACACAGAACAAAAAGAUGGUGCUUGCCCCAAAAAGGUUCCAAUCUAAAUACCAAUAAAGUCUGAGUUAGCGUUUGCCAGCGUGUGCUCAGACGCAGAGCCAGAGGUUUAGAUGGGCCUACAUCCUGGAUUGAGUUCUGUUCUAAACUGUAUUUUGUUGCCCUUCAGGGCAGCAUGCUGCCUCUUCUCUCCUCCAGUCUGACUUCCCCACUUCACUGCACUGCAACUCCUCUCCCAAGUCCUUCGUGACACCUCCUCAGGCCAGUGGCCUGACACACAUGAUCGUUCCUUCCUGGGUGCCUGCAGGUCAGUGCUCCUCUGAGUGAUCCUUCAUCAUGUCCUCCCCUUCCCCUCUGGCAGAGCUGCUCAGAGGUUUUUGCUUGGCCCCAUAACCUGGAUUCCUGUAUUUCCCAACUGUAAUCACUCCAAAGACUGCCAGCAGUGGCAACUGAGAAUCAUUUGCUAUCCUGCUGUUCCAGCCACAUCUUCCUUCAGUACGGAUUCCUUUCUUCUACAUGUAGGUCAAACUUCAUCACAACUCAUCUCCUGCCUACCUAUCUUCUCUCCUUCCUCCCCCCCCCGCCAUGCUCUGUUUUGACUAAAAUCCUUUCCUAACCACUCCCUUUCUCUCCAUCCUGUUCCUCAACCAUGGGUUGAAUUGGGCCAGUUCAUCAAGCUGGUAUGUUGUUUUUGAAUGUGAACUGAAUGCAGCAAUGUCCAAGUCUUCAGACAGCCUGGAACAGCAUGUCAGAGAAGUGUGAAGUGCCCUCUUUUUUCAGUGCUAUUUUAGCUCUAAAACUGACCAAUAAUUUAAAUACCAAAACUUAACUGUUUAAUUGCUGAUCAGCACAUGUAAGAAAGGAGGAGGAAUAUCCUAGUGUGAAGAUCUGUACAAUCUGCUGUGAGUGAUAACUUAUCUUGGUUUCACAUAUGAGGGAGCUUGGGAUGUGCCUAGAGCUGAGGAGACUGCAACCCCUUGUUUUUUGUAUUUAAUCCCUGGAGCCACCAAGCUGUAAGGCAGUACUGAGCCCAGCAGAGCAUGCAUAAUCACUUUGAAUGUCUGUGCAAUCUGGGAGUGAUCUCAGUUUGGUCCCCAAGUGGGUGAUACUUGGAAGAGUUUCACUAUUUCCUUCCCCAAUUCAGCCCUUGCUCCUGACUCUGCCUUCCAUACUAUCUCACAUGCCUGCCUUCAAUCCUUACAAUCCUGUUCUGUGAUGUAUUCUACCUACUGUGGCAAAUUGCCAGCACUACUAUGAUGGGUCUCAUGCUUUCUCUUCUUGGGGGGGGAUUCAGGGCACCAUUUCUUGCCCCUGAACUGGGGUAUUAACUGCCCCACUACUCUCCUAGUGGAGAGGGAGGGACCCAGGUCUGCCCUCUACUCCAGGUCCCAGCCCAGGGACCCUAGGGAUAGCAGUAAACCACUUGAACUAGUGGUUCUUUCCCCUGGGCUACUUCCCUCUCCUGCUCUUCAGCUUACGGGCUUCCUGCCCUCCCUCUGCACAAACCAGGUGUCCCUUUACCUAGGGUCUUGGUCAUCUUAAUGCACCGCAGCACUUCUCCAAACUCUCCUCUGCUUCCCUCCAAACUGCUCUUUGCUCCAACGUCAAUCCACUCUGCUUCAACUCCUCCCCUUGUCUGAUUGAAGCAGGGGGUUUUUAUCAGGUGACUGGCUUCAGGUGCUCUAAUUGGUGUCAGGUGCUUUAAUUAAUCUAUAGCAAACUUUCUUCCCUCUACAAGGAAGAAGGCUCCUUUCUGACACUCUCCUGCUGCCCUCUGGCCAUGCUGUAUCACACUACCUAUUAGUCUUUCUAUAGUAAUUUGUUUUCUAUUCUCCCAAUCUCUGGAGAAUGUAAUUUUGUUGAGUCAGAUUCUUGUUUGUUACCUCCCUUUAAUCAUGUGGCAUUGUUUACUCACAGCAUUCUAUGCUCUGGCUAGAUCCCUGUAUAGACUAAAGGGAUCUCAACAUCUUCCCUGGCAGAGCACCCAGGAUUUAUCUAGGGUACCUCAAAUGUAGGGACACUGAAAUCAGGAAGUCUCUGUAGAGGGCUUGGGACCCUCUGUUGGACACUGGGGAAACCAAAGAUACUGUGAUAUUCUGAGAGAUUCAUCUAAUAAGUGUGUGCAGAUCAUCUACAAUGGGAAUGCUAAGGAGUGGGUGAUAUGAUGGAUUUUCAGUUUGGUAUGUGGCCAGUUGCUACCUACAAGCAGACUCUGAUGCUAUUUGGUCCUGCUCCAAGUUGACAGUCCUGGGAUGAAGAGCUACAGGGAUGGGGACUCCUGGUCCCAGUGAGAAGGAUAACAGUGCAUUGGGACCUGUAAGAACCAGGACUGGGAUCUCUGCCAUGAACCCAUCUUUGUGAUGAUUGCCAGCUCUAGAGGGAGAGCAGGGGCCAAACUUGCUUUCGCUGCCUCAUACCUUCUGAUUCAUUCAGAAACACUGACUUCACACCUGCUUCCAAGGUUCCUCUGUUGUACUGUGUUAAGGACUAAGGUCCUGAUCUGGUGAGAUGCUGAAUGACCUGAAUUCCCGAUAUGACGAAGCAGGAACAUUCUUAAUGUUUUCUCUGAAUACUGUGUGGGUGCCUCAGUUUCCCCCAUGCAGUUCUUAAGUAUCUAGGUGGUGGAAUAAGGGCGUGUGAUUGUUCCAGAGCUGUAGAGGGGCUGCACAGAGAAUGGCCGACACCCUAUCUCCUGGCAACUGAUGGCCUGGGCCCCUCUCCUCUGCAAAGGUGCCAACUGAAGGUGUUGGAGAACAAAGAGAUCAGGUGACCUCCUGGCCUGGGAAAGAGACAAAGGCUGGAAGAGGAGCUGGUGGGAGACUGUUGGAGAGGGUUUCAGUUUUGGAGCUGGCUGGGGAAAUGGAGGGAGGGCCAGAUUGGCCUCUGGCCUCCCUGCUCCCCGAAGAUGGACCUGACUGAGGGGUCUUGGUCUCUGUACCUACAAACUCUGUUUUAGACCAUGUUCCUGUCGUCUAAUAAACCUUCUGUUUUACUGGC
Molecule: messenger RNA, 6186 nt
Organism: Caretta caretta (loggerhead turtle)
Lineage: Eukaryota; Metazoa; Chordata; Testudines; Cheloniidae
Gene: TLCD2
Product: TLC domain containing 2
Biological process (GO): membrane assembly; phospholipid homeostasis; regulation of membrane lipid distribution
Cellular component (GO): plasma membrane
Source: RefSeq, a predicted model, not a curated record